AUGUCCCGACAACGUGAACCACAUGAUGAGGAACUUGAUGUGAACGACGACGCGAUGAAUGUAGAGAAUGAAGAACGGAUAGGGUCACUCACGGACUCUAUUUCAAGGCUGAAAGUGUCUGCGAAUUAUUUAAAUGAUACCGUGAUUGAUGAUGGGAGGAGGAUCAGUUCAAUGGAAAGUCAAAUGGAUUCGAUGUUUGAAUAUUUGGGAGCAACGCGAGAGCGAUUAAAGCGUCUCUUUGGGGAAGUUGGGAUGGGGCAUCUUCUUGUGUUAGCUGUUGGUGCAAUCGUCAUAUUUAUUGUGAUCUAUAUCAUUGCCUUCAAACUCUAA
Entamoeba invadens IP1 is the source of this 330-nucleotide messenger RNA. RefSeq lists its product as hypothetical. The transcript is spliced from 2 exons. Bases 1 to 330 code for a protein of 109 amino acids. Lineage: Eukaryota; Evosea; Mastigamoebida; Endamoebidae. The record is from RefSeq and is a predicted model, not a curated record.